Molecule: messenger RNA, 13759 nt
Organism: Lymnaea stagnalis (great pond snail)
Lineage: Eukaryota; Metazoa; Mollusca; Gastropoda; Lymnaeidae
Source: the annotation of a GenBank genome assembly
AUAUUCAAGAUGGCGGCGCGCUUGAUGAGUCGUGUUGUUAGACUGAAAGGUCAACGGUCUUGUAAAUAUGCUCAGUAUGUAUAUCUUAACUUUGUUUAAUGAAUUUAUUUUGGAUCGAUCCAAAAUACACUAAUGGGUUCAUUUGUCCUUCGAAGCCUUACACCUAUUUACUCACACUAUCUCUUUACUUUUAAUUAAUUAUAUAAAAAAUGAUGUUAAAGGAAAAUAAGUCCUGACUUACUUAACCUCACUAUCAAUUCAAUAGUCAAUAAUACUAAUUAUUUUUAUGAUUAGGGCUAAUGAUUAAUUAUGCUUAUUGAUAAUUAACUAUUAAGCCUAUCUUGUAUCUAUUGUCAAAAUUCUCCUAUCCCUAUAAUAUAUAAUUAUAAUAUAUAAAACGAAGUGUCUACACGUCCGGCACGUCCGGCGCGCCGGACGUGUAGUGCGCAAGAUACACGUCCGGCGACUUGUCACAUGACCGCCGGACAUGGCCGGACGGCUAGUAGUUUUUAUAAUUCCAAACGAAGUACGAUUUAGUACAUCUUGUCUGGUCUUGUGGUAGAGUGGUUGCUUGACGAUCGGAAUGUUUGAGGAUCUAUACCGGGGAUAGGGUCGUUUUUUUUCUUCCCAUUUUAAUUAAAAUAUUUUGUAUAUAUUUAUAUUAUCAUGUUCCUCAGCAACAGUAGUUUCAUGAGAAGUUUUUAAAUAUUUUGUAGCAAUUGAAAUAAUUUAAAAUGAAAUCUUUAACUUUUAUUGGUUGCCACACUGGCCCCUAAUUUAUUUUAUGGAUUACUGGUACACAAAAUCUAACAAACUAAACAAAAAUGUUUACAAGCCACUUUCACUUAAGUUUCUUUUUCUAUUAUUUGCAUUCAAGAUACUCAGUACAUUACUUGGUAGAGAAAUAGAUUUUAAAAUUAACAAUAGUUUUGAAUUAUUCGCAGUCACGUGACAAGGCUGACCGACACGAUAUCUCUCGCCACUUUGUUACGGCGGUCAUGUGACUUGGUCGCCGGACACAUAGUGCGGGGGAUAGACGUCCGGCACUGCCUAUAUAAAAUUACUAGUUUUAGUACAUCUAAAAUCUAAGGCUGAGGCAAUCCUCCGAAGUCUGCUCCCAAAUUAUUUCAUAUGAAAAAGAUUGCAAUGCACAGUGUGUAUUGUUAGAAAAAAGCAGAAAUGUCAGUCAUAGCUUUUGCAAAUAACUGUCACUUUAAAAACCAGUCAGUAAACACCAAAUAUUAUAUUGUAAUUGGCGCAUAACAUUUGCAAAUAGCAGCUGAAAACGUUCUGCUUGUGACUGUUGCGCCACUGAAAGGCCCCCAAGUAGCUGGCAAACAGACCGCGAGUAGAACCACUCUGAUAGCGGAGUUUACGUUCCGCUUGCAUCCAAAGUCCUUCAAUAGUUUCUGUGCGAAUGUCCUGGUCUACUGGAUCAACAAAUUCAUGCGCGUGCACAAUGACAGCGUGAGCAUAAAUCCUGUUGUUGAGCUGACCGACAUUUUGAUAUCCUCGCGAAGCGUCCGUGGCGAUAGAUGUUCCUGGUAACACAUGAUUAGUGAUAAUGCGCUCGAGUGUUUGUGCAUCUCGACGGCCGACAACCUCUAUCCAACAUCGUCCACUGCCGCAAACAUGAAUUUCAAAACAGAAUGAUGCCCAAGACUUUUAAGUAAGGAGUAAUCAUUGGAAAUAAUUUGGGACCGGACUUCGGAGGAUUGCCAAAUCUAAUGUCUAAUACUAUAUAUUCUGUGUAGUAAAAUAAUAAAAUAUAAAUUAAUAUUAUUAUAUAUACACCCCCGAAUCUAACAGUCUCUUCAUUUAAAAAAGUUAUUUGGUUAGUCGGUGGGUUCUACUUCAUUUUAAUAAUUCAAUUUCGGCUAUAACUCAAAUUGACACUGUAGGGACUUCUGUACUGCCUGUAAGUGUACUAUAAACACCAGAAAAUCUUGUAUAGUAAUUUUGUUGUCUAAAUGGUGACCUCCACUUCUUAAUUUUCCGAGGUAUUGUAAUUCAUGUAAGUAAUGUUGGUUUGAAUUUUAUUGUCGAAUUUUAGUUUAAAUAAGGGUUAUGGAAGGUGGAGGAAAACACAAUUAAAAAAGUGAUUUAUUAUAUAGGGCAUUACUAAAAAAUUCAUAAAUUUUGAACCACUUGGACUUGAGUUUGAGUUAGAAAAUUUUCCUUUUUGUUUUUUUACACCAUUUUCUAUACAGUACUGCUGCAGUAUUUUUAUAUUUUUAAAAAUGUUUUGAAAUUUUCAUCGAAGUGCCUUGUGAAAGAAUUCAUUAUUUUUUUAAAACAAUAACUUUAACACUAACAUUGAAUGCCUGGAGUUCUGUAUGAUAAGAAUCAUUAUGCCUAACUAAUUAUUAAUUUCUUCUUAAUAAAUAAUUUAGCCAGCUGCAUUAGACUGACUGGUUGAGUUAAGUUAUUGGAAAUCUACUACUUCAGCGUGGACUAUUAAAAAUUGUGUUGUUCUGGUUUAAAGUUCUAUUUAAACAGCUAUUCUUUUAUUGGUUUCCCUUAAUAGUUCCACUUCCAUUUAAAUUUGUUGAGCAGAUUUCUUUUAAAUAAUUAAUGCCAAUCUACUGAUAUGGCAGGGAACAAAAAGAGGAGAGACAAAAAUAUUGCAGGUGCAUGAAAUUUUUGAUGUUACUCAGAUAUGUGGCUGGUCAAACUACUCUAAUUUAGCACUGCAAUGUGUGUGUGUUGGCGCCUGUUAAAAAAUAGUAUGACAUGUGGUGGCUACUAUGUUUUGUAAAAAUUAAACAGAUGCACUCAAGGACAGGAUGGUCUCAGGUGGGCCUGUGCUGCGUGCUGUUUCAGAAAGUCACUACAGGAAGUCUCUUUUUCGAUGAAGUGUGAUUUUUAAAAAAUAAACUUUAAAUAAAGGUUUUUGCAGGAAGUCACCUCAGUAUAACACCUGUUUACCCUCCAACUCUUAUAAUCGUACAAUAUCAUCACAAAAUCUUUCAAUACAUUAUCUGAAUAGUAAAAAAUAAACAUACAGUAUAUAUAAUGUAUACACCUCAAAAUCGUACAUUGUAUGCCAAAAUUGUAAGGGUAAACAGGUCUGCUGUAUCCAGCAAAUUAUUAUUCUAGUUUACUGAUGGUGUUGUGAUAUGGCACCCGAGGCUGACAUAUAUCACUAUUGUGGCAGACUGGUGCAGGAGGAGAGGAGUGUGAAACCUGGCUGGUUGCCAAUGCAUCAGAAAUUGGGUUUUUUGAUGAUCAAGGGGAAUCAAUUGUUGUAGAAAUGAAUGUAAAUAAAUAUUUCUACAGGAAAUACCACAUGGAGUCAGGGCCACUGGGUUUUCUGUGGCAUAGAAAGAGAGUGUGGUCUUUUUUUUUUAUCAUCUAAGUGCAAGACUGACAUGAGAUCACUUUUUACAGGAGUGCAUAGAAAGAUAUAUCCUUCCGGGCUCCCUCAUUAUAUUGGACGGAUGGGCGGUGUAUGCAAACAUAAACCAGAUAAGACACGGAAUAUAUGAACACUGUGAUGUUGUCCGUCAACAAAAUUUUGUCAGUGCAAAUGAUAUAGUGUCCAUACACAGAACGUUGAAAACAUGUCAAUGUGUGCAAAGCACAAACUGAAAAGACACUCUGGCACAAGCCGCAAUGUAAAGGGAAAAUAUUUGCAUUAGUUAAUGUUCUGCAAUAGUUUUCAUGGAGAUGAUAUUUUCAAAAACUUCCUUGUUACCUUGGGGGAGAACUAUGCAUAAUCUCAAACUCUUCUGUCUUUUCAUACACUAAAUUCUUUCAAUUUUUAUAUUUACAAAAUUUUGUCUUGGAUUAUUUAUAUAUGAGCUGAAAUGAAUAUGUCCAAUGUCAUAAAAAACAUGUCCAUUUAUUUGGAUCAAUAAAAGAAUUUCUUCUUAUCAAUAAAACAAUAACCUUUUAAAUAGCAAUUCAAAUCAGAACAACAAGAUAUUUUAAUAAACGAUGCUGAAUUGAUAAAUUACCUAAAGGCUAAUAAAUAAUAUACACUAUAAAUAUAAUUAAACUUAGGCAGGUAAUGAAUAGGGAGAGACACGGCAUAAGUAUAUUACUUGAUGGGUAACGUACAAAGUGUCCUAAGCAUAAUUCGCUCAGGGCAGAACCCAUUGCUUCUUUCCACACAUAUUCAGGAUUGAUCAUUGAAAGUACACUUAGUGAUUUCGGGUUGGGGCGGUGGGGAGGGGGAUCCUAUUUAUACAGUUUUAUAGAAUAAAACUAAUCAAAUAUCAACUAGCUUAAGCUAUGAAUUUAAAAAAGCAAUAUGAAAAUGUGAGUUUGUUUGUCCUUUUUCAUGGGUAUAUAAUACUAUUAAUACUAUGAUUCAAUAUGAUAUAGUUUAUAAUCUGAUGACACCAGCAUGUGAUGUUGUCAAAAAGUCAGACACAGUAAGUGUCAACUGUAUUGCACAUGUGCAUCGCCACAGUAAAAAAUUUAGCCCUGAGAAGCCACAGUUAUUCAUAGGCUCACCUCGACCCACCAAUUUUUAAAAGUUAACAUGCCUAGUUAUUAUAAAAGUUAGCAGUCAAGUUGCCUAAGUUAUAGUUAAGGCCUAAUAAAUUUAUUGUAAUGGAUCACUUAACUUAAAUUAACUUAAGCUGAAUAACAUUUGGUGAUUGAUGAGACAUUCUUCAACUAAUAUUUAAUAUACAUACAGACAGCCAGUAGUGAUAAAACAGGCCAAAAUCAAAGAUUACUUAUUUCUAAAGUUUUUGUUGGCUUCUAUUUAUGUAGUCUUUCAUCUUUAACUGGAAGCUAAUCUUUAUUAUGUUUAAAGUUUUUUUUUAAAGGUUGAUAUAUGCAUGGUAUAAUUGUAUUUUAGUCUAGUAAAUCUAAUAUGAUGAAGCAGGCAUAUUUUUAAGCCUUUAAUUAAAUUAUUUUAUUAGACUCAAGUCUAUUUCAUUCUGUAGGGUUAGAGCUUUUAUUAUUUUUGUGCAAUCUUCCCUAAACAGCAAUCAUUUAAUGCCUUGUUACGCCGUGUACUGGGAAACAAAUUAAGAUCCAGCUAUCAUCUAUUGCAGUGGUCCUUUACCGGUCCGCAUGCCUAAUUCUGCCGGUCCCCAUAACAUAAAUAUUUAUUGUCAAAUAGAAAUAAAAGUAUACAAAUAAAUCAUGCACUGGUCCCUGGUAAAAUUUCGAAACUUGUUCACCGGUCCGGCAAACUUAAAAGUUUUGGGAACUACUGAUCUAUUGUCAUUUAUGGAUAACAUUAUUUUAUGCUUAUGGUCUUUUAUGAAAAUGUUUUGGUUCACACAGAGUAAAAAAAAAAAACUGGGAAAAUGGUUAAAAAAAAUAAUUAAAAGAUAGGGCCAAGUUAACCCUGAUGUUGCUUACACAUAUUUUCUAUCAAAUUUUUUUUUUUUUUAUUUGCAGGCGCUUUUUUAGAAGUACAAAGUUUGAAUAUGUAGAAAUCACAAAAGUUUCCCUAACUAAAAAACUGCCAGGACUGCCAAGUUUUGGGAACUACUGAUCUAUUGACAUUUAUGGAUAACAUUAUUUUAUGCUUAUGGUUUUUUAUGAAAAUGUUUUGGUUCACACAGAUUAAAAAAAAAAACUGGGAAAAUGGUUAAAAAAAAUAAUUAAAAGAUAGGGCCAAGUUAACCCUGAUGUUGCUUACACAUAUUUUCUAUCAAAUUUUUUUUUUUUUUAUUUGCAGGCGCUUUUUGAGCAGUACAAAGUCUGAAGAUGCAGAAAUCACAAAAGUUUCCCUAACUCAAAAACUGCCAGGACUGCCAACACCACAGUAUGCUACUGCUUCAGUUCAUGCUUAUGAUACUCAUGUGACAACACUUGACAAUGGCUUACGCAUUGCUUCUGAGAACAAAUUUGGACAGUUCUGUACAGUUGGAGGUAGACUUUGUUUUAAUUUAUUUUCAUGACCUUAAAUUGUAAAUAUUAUCGUAUACCGGUAAUAAAAAAAUUUUAAGUUUGCUUUAAAAAAUUCAAAUUGUAUAGUAAUAUCUUGAUGGAUGCUUCACCAAAAUACUAGAGAAAGUAGUUAUUACUUUUUUGGUUAUUUGUCAUUCCAAUCUGUUUAUCUGAACAAAAGUCGAGCUAUUUUUUUUUUAAUACUAGACCCAAGGAAAAUGAAAAUAUCUCAAACAUUUUUCACUAUAUUUUAAACAACUUAUCAGUGAUUUCAUCAUAUCAAUGAUUUUCCUUCAGUACUCCCAUAUCUAUGAAUUUGCAUUAUUCAUUAUAGUUCUACUGGAAUCAGGAUCAAGGUUUGAGGCUGUAUAUCCUAGUGGCAUUGUGCACUUUGUGGAAAAAAUGUCCUUUGGGGUAAACAUAUCUACUAUCUUUUAUAUAUUUUUUUAAUGUUCUCAUACUUGGAUUUUCACAAUUAAAUAUCUUGUAAACUUUUUUUCAAGUUUUAAGAAUUAAAAUUCACUUUCAAAUUUUAGUUAAUUAUGUAAAGAUCAUUUAUUUUUCCGCUCAUAUUUUUGUGUAGAUUUUAUUUUGGAAUAUAAGUCAUAUAAGCAUACCCUUAUUGUUCCAGACUACUCCUUCAUGGAGCACUAAAGACCAGAUUUUACAAGAGCUAGAAAAAGUUGGAGGUAUCUGUGAUUGUCAAGGUUCAAGGUAGAGAUAACUGUAAAUCUAUUUCCAUGUUAUGUGGUGCUGAAAUGUAAAAAAAAUGAAAUUGAAUUUAACAAGAAGUAAACUUUGAGAUAACACUAUCAAGGUAUAUGAGUUUAAAACAUAAUCAUUUGCUGCUGCUUCUAUCUGGGUAUCUGUUGUUGUUUUUCGUCCUUUGCACCUGAAGAUGACAGUGGACAUUUUUUUAACAUGAGUAGUAGCCUUGACUUGAGUUGGAUUUUGUUUAAAGUGAGGGAGAGUUGUUAAAUUCAUCAGCCUCACGCUUUUGUCCUUGCCCAUUUGAUCCAUGGCAAGAUUUAGUCAAGACGACUGGAAAUAGACCUCGAUGCAGUAGAUGAUCAGCAGUGUUCCUUGUGUGUUUCACUGUGCUCUUUACGCUUUGGACGUCACAGAAGUUGUCAGAAUUUUCAUUGCGUCAAUGUCAUAACGCCUACAAGACUCCAUCUCUGAGUUUGAUUUAAUGAGUUGCCAUACACAGUUAAUGAGUCUCAUCCGCUCGGGGUGCUGGGUAUUUUUUUGCUUGUUUUUGGCGUUUCUGGAGAUUGAACUCUAAUCCACUAGCUUGGAUUGAAUCGGUUUAGACCACUCGGUAUUUACUGUGCGAAGCAUGGCCUGCACCAAGUCUAUGAGAUUUAUUAUGCUUAUAUUUGGGUUGGGGGCAAAGAUUAUAUUUAGUAAGGAGUGGGCUUACUUGUAAUUCUUUGGAUUAAUUAUUUUUAAUUUUUUUUUUCCUCAUUUGGGUUGUUCAGCCACUUGUUUCAUUCUCCACAGGGACACUCUGGUGUAUGCAGCAUCUGCUAGAUCUAAUGGACUUGAUGUAGUUAUGAACAUCUUGUCAGAUGUUGUUCUAAGACCACUCUACCCUGAUGAACAAGUGAGUCUUCUUUAUCCAGUCCAAGAAUGUAUGUCUUACAUUACAGUAUUUAUUUUGUACUGCUGUUAGCUAUAUCUUUUUUUUUUUCUCUGGUCAGUGUAUGAAGUUGAUUACCUUUUUUUUGUUCCUUUUUGAAGAUGGAAGAUGCGAGGCAAGCCAUUAAAUUUGAAAUAGAGGCCAUGCAUAUGGAUCCCAACCCUGAACAUUUGCUGGUAGAAAUGAUUCAUGCAGUAAGUACUUAUCUAUACUUACUCUUUAUAGAUGCUCAUUGAUAGUUUGGUGAACUAUAGACAGAGUAUAAGAUUAGUUAAGUUAGUCUAUUUUGUCAUUUCAGUAUAGAAAUUACUUAAUAUGGGAAAAAAAAGCACAUUGGAUUUUAAAUUUAAAAAUUGUUUACCCCAGGCAGCUUACAGAGGCAAUUCUUUAGGCCUCCCUCGAAUCUGUCCAGAAGAAAACAUACCAUCAAUCACCAGACCAACAUUGUACUCGUACAUGAAAGGGAGACACCAUCCAAAGAACACUGUGAUUGCAGGUGUGGGCAUUGAGCAUGAAAAACUCAUAGAACUGACACAGAAGUAUUUUGUCACAGACAAGACCCCUGUGUGGCUAGCUGAGGGGGAAACUUGGGGUCAGCAAGAGAUUGAACCCAGGUGUGUUUCCCAAUACACUGGAGGAAUUUUACAGGUGAUAAAUAUUAUCUUUCAUUUUGGUUGACAUUAUUUUUCAUCCUUAUGCAUAUUAUGUCUUGCUGCUUGCCAUCGCUUAUCCUUUGAACAUAAUAUUUGGAUACCAGUUAUACUGAUUUUUUAUUUUAUUUUUUUCAGGUUGAGAAAGAUUUAUCCAAUGUCAGCUUAGGACCAACACCCAUGCCAGAGUUGGCUCAUGUUGUGUUUGGUCUUGAGAGCUGUAGUCAUAAGGACCCUGACUUCAUUGCCUUCUGUGUGCUGAACAUGAUGCUAGGAGGUGGUGGAUCUUUCUCCGCUGGGGGUCCUGGCAAGGGGAUGUACACUCGGCUGUACCUUAAUGUUCUCAACAGGUAUGGCGAUGUUGGCUACUACGGUCAUGGUCCAGUAAAAGGGUUAAUGGGUUAUGACCGUGCAUGUCUCUGUUGUUGAAGAUGAUUGUGAAAGUCCCUUUUGUUGCAGGUAUGUGUGGAUUGAAAGUGCAACUGCUUAUAACCACGCCUAUGAUGAUAGUGGCUUGUUCUGUAUUCACGCCAGUGCUCACCCAUCAAAAGUAAGUUAUAUGUAUACUGUACAAACUGCUUUAUCAGAGGGCCUCACUCUUUGUUAAAGCUGCAUGCCCAUUUAAGUUUCUAUAGCUGUCUGCAAAGUUAAGAAAAAGAUACCCUUUCAGAUUAUAAAAAAAAACUUAUAAAAUAUGUAUUAGUUUAUAUGCAUGGCCAUCGACCAUGACCACUUGAAUCAUAUGUGUGCUAAUACUGAACUAGUUUUUGGGAGCAGAUGGCUGAUGAUGCACACAAUUUUCUUGUGCAGUAAGUGAAGGAAAUUGAUGGGACAUCUCCAGGGGCAGAGUUAACCCAGAAUUUUCUGGCAUGUCUUGUGUACUCUGCAACUGCUGUUCUGUUGGCUUCAUGUUGUAUGGAGCCUUUGUGUACAGAGGAACGCCCUUAUGCUCGAUCCCUUGCAGAUUCUUCUCAUGUGUCUGGGUCUAUUUUGAACGCAUACAGUGACGCUUUUAAAGUGUUUCUUCUGCCCACCACAAAUCGCCUUCUAUGCUCAUGCUCACCAUAGAGUAUUCUUUUGGGCAAGCGGUCGUCUGACAUUCUCACAAUAUGCCUUAAAAUUGUAAAGAUGCUGAGGAGACCUGCCCCUGCAAAUACCUGAGUGUCUGGGACCCUGUCCUGCCCUUUCAUGUUGAGAGUUUUCCUGAGUUUGUCGCAUGAAAGUGGUUCAACAUUCUUGCAUGGCGUUCAUAGACAGUCUACAUUUGACAGGCAUAGAGAAGCGUAUGAAGCACAGCUUUCUUGUAUUCUUUCAUUUUAGUUGAGUGCUGAUACCUUGCCAGAUCAAUACUGGUUGUACUGACUCUUGCAAUAUGAAAGGUAACCUCAUCAUCGAUGGUUGCACUUUGGGGCAUAGUGCUGCCAAGGUUUGAGAAGCUAUUUAAAAAUUUAAGCCUUUUGCCAUAUACUUGGCCUCGAAUAGCUGACUGGCAUUUUGUGUUAAUGGUGAGACCAAAGUUUGUUAAGACAUUGGCGAAAUUAAUAAUCAGCAUUGGAUAUCCCCUUCUGAUCCAGCGUUUAGGGCACAAUUGUCACUAUACAGGAAGACUCUGAUGAUGUCUGUCAUGACCUUGGAUUUGGCAUGUUGAAUAGCUUAUGAUCAAUUCGGUAUCUGAGACCAAUUUCAAUGCCCCCCUCUCUGAAGGCAUCAGUCAGCAUGGCUGAAAACAUUAGGUUGAAAAGUGUUGGGGCCAGGACACAACCUUGUUUGAUGCGUAUUAAGACUUUUUUUUUUUUUUUUUUUUUUUUUAAUUUUUUGUGUCCCUUUUUUUUUUUUAGCAUGGCUGAAAACAUUAGGUUGAAAAGUGUUGGGGCCAGGACACAACCUUGUUUGAUGCGUAUUAAGACUUUUUUUUUUUUUUUUGUAGAAUAAUUUGUGGUCCCUAUUUCUUUUUUGUGGUCAUAAUAAAUGUAUGCAUACAAAUAAGAAUUUACCCGUUUCAUUUCUAAACAAAUAAUUUUUAAAAAUAAGUGCUUUUAAUUUAACAUGUCAUUUUUUUGUUAGUUUAAAUUUUUUUUUUUUUUUUAAUUAUUUAGAGCACUACAUUAGUUAUUUCAAUUAUGCGAUACAUUUUAAUGUUAAUGUGCUUAUCCACAGUUGAGGGAGCUAGUAGAGGUGAUUCUAAGGGAAAUUGUGUUCACAUCCAGUAUGGUAUAUCAGGUAAAAAAAUUGAAUCACUUAAUUAUAAAACCAUUUGAAAUUGUCAUGUCCCUAUAUAUAUUAUACCGGUAUCUUUUUAUUUUUUAAUGCAUCUUUUCUGUUAUUCUUCUUUAAUACACACACUUCUGAUUAUGUCCCCAAACUGAAAGAAUUUUUUAACUUGCCAAGUUCCUGAAACGAACAAAAAAAUUUAACUGGUAGAGCAAUUUAUUAUUUAAACUGCGAUUUCGUUCUUCAUUGAAUAGGAUGAGCUUAGCCGAGCCAAACGCCAGCUACAGUCUAUGCUUAUGAUGAAUCUUGAAGUGCGACCGGUUGUCUUCGAAGACAUUGGACGCCAGGUGUUGGCAGGAUCUGCAAGACGCACACCUCAGUUUUACUAUGAUCAAAUAGGUAAGUGUUGAACAAAAGAUCCGAGUAGAGUAGAAUUGAUGCACACUGUGUAAGAAUUGGACAUGCAGUACAAGGUGAACUUGUGUGUCAUGUGCAGCCCUGGUGUUGAACAAACUUUCCAGGACAAUUGAAGUUUGUAUUUAUAAGAUGUACCUUAAGUCUGGUAAGUUUUGUGCUUUGGGCACUCCAUUUCCCUUUCAUCCAUGCUAAGUUCAUUCUCUAACAAUCUGAUUCACCGUCCACCAUACUCUAGAAAAAGACUUUCUGAAGAAAUCAAUCAUUAGAAUCAUGCUUGUCAAAGUAAGUUGUCGCAAUCAAUGUUUUAAUGCUUUUUUUUUUUCCAAUACUUAAAGCAUGAAUGAUAUGUUCUUUCAGCUCUUGCUUUGAACAAAAUCUGUUUGUCUAUUGUAUUACUAGCAGUAAAUUUCACUUUUAAAACUGACACUAAUUAUAAAAUUGAUAUGAGUACCGUAUGACAUAUAAUUUAUAUCAGUGCUAAAGGUGUUGCAGUUCAACCCACCAUACUAUUUCCAUAAUAAAAUGGGCAUAAUGUGGUAGACCACAUGUUAAGUCUCAUGGUGAAUAUUUAUCCUGUUCUUUGGGUAUGAUUGAGACUGAUUUUGUUUAGAAAUGUUUGACCAUUCAAAAAUGUAUUCAUAUGAUGUACAUGAGUACUGUGCAGCCAAAUUUGUUAUAUAGUGUAAACUAAUUAAAGAUUAAGGUUACUGAUACUCUAGGUUUAAUUGAUGAUCAGUUUCAUUGACCUUCUUAUAUUAGGUACUUUCACACUCACGAAACGGGCCUUAUAAACCCCUAGAAAUCCACAUGACACUGAUAACAAGAAUAUUAGAAAAUUAGAAAUAGAUGAUAGACUUUCUGUACAAUAUUUUCUUCCUGAUGGGAAAAAUCAUGUCAAGUUCAACUUUCGGUUUCUUUAUUACUUUAAUAAUUUUAGGAAACAUAACAGAACGAGAUAUCCAGCGAGUGGCUUCAAGGAUGUUGAAGAGCAAACUUUCAGUAGCCGCCUACGGAAGUCUGUCUGGCCUCCCAGCCUAUGAGGACAUGGAAGCUGCAAUCUUGAGUAAAGAUGGACGCAUGCCAAGCAAACAGAGUUUUUCCUUAUUUCGUCGAUAAGGAGCCCUUGGUCAGAUGAAUUCUUUUAUUAAACUCAAUGAUUACACCUCCUUUUUACUAGAUCAUGAUGAAAGGAGUGUUUUCUAAUAUUAAAUGUGCCGCUGUUAUGUGUUCAAGUUAAGUUCAACUACACAAUGAAAGGAUGUGGUUUUGAUAUUGAACACAAAUUUCUUUUUAACAAAGCGCAGCUCAAGUUUUCAUUUUCAAAUUUUUGUUUUUAGGAUUUUAAAAAAAGUUUGGAGUGUAGCAAAUAAAAAUAUAUCUAAAUUGAAUACAUUGUUAUUUUGCAAGAACAUUUCUUAAUUUUAAAGCCAUCAUUUUUGUUCUUCACCCUCUCCAUCACACAAAAGUGGUUAUCAAAAAUUCGAAAUUAUUGCUUCAGUUCUUAAAAAAAGAUUUGAUGACCAUGCAGCCAUCGUAAAUAGUAUGGGCAUUAAGGUCUUUUUUACACCUUAUAAAGUUGAGAAUUGAAUUUUGUUGUUUUUGAAUAUAAUUUAUUUGCUUUUUUAACAACAUUUUUUUAGUAAUUUACAAAUUCGAAAGAAUAAGUUUCCAUGAAGACCAGAGUGUCUAUUAUCCGAACGAAUUGGGUCUGGGGCUGUUUCAGAUAACCUAACACUCCUAUGGACUGGUGGCAUUAAAGAAUUAAGUGUACUGGUAUAGAAACAAUAUAUUCUUACCUUAUACGAAUUGUGCUUUAUUGUACUGUGUAUUAUCAUCAUCAGUAUAUUGGGUCAGCUGAUUGAUAUAAAAAGACCGGUACGGAAUGAAUUUUUUUCUGUGAAAAGAAUUAGGUUUCAAAAUUAGAUAAACAUGGCUUAGAAUAAGAUCUGACAUCAAUUUGAAUUUGUGGGCAUGCAUUCUGCAAUAUAUUUUACAAGUUUAAAGAUAGCAUCCCAGUCUGGCCACUACAUGUACAUUAUAUAUCUAGAUUUAACCUGUAUUGUGCAAAAGGGGUUAGAAUGGUUUUCUGUUAUUGGUUUUCUGACAAUUCAUACCAUUUGCUCAGUGUAAAAAUAAAAGUUCUGGAAAGAUAGGUACUGGUAUGGUAGUUUGGUUAGCCAACAUUUUGGAUAAUCGCCCCUUGGAAAAACUACACUCUAAUAUAUAUAUAUAUAGAGUGCAUUAACAACCUCUUUAGUGAUAGUCCUGAUAGGCAGAGAAAAAUCAUGUCCCGCUAUAAAGUUGUCAUUUCUAUUGCACUAUAUUUUAAUUAUAUAUGGGAUGAUUCAUUAUUUUGAAGAAAAUAGAAAAAUAAAUUAACUAAAUUUGAUGCUCUAAACAUUAUUUUAAGAAUCUCUUAUUUAAAAAAUUCAUAUUACCAUCUGAAAUUUUUUAUCUUACUCCUUUACUAUUAAAAUCUAUAAUUCCAAUUAGGUCUACCAAAAGAAACAAUUUUUAACAUUGUGAUGUGUUAAAAUUUUUAGAAAUGUUUGGGGCAUUUAUCAAAAUGUAAGUAAGUUUAUUAUUAAAUUUUACCUUCGCUACAUUGUCAUAAUUUUAGCUGCUCUUUGAAUUCAAAUUAUUUCAUUUUUAAUUGGCCACACACUUUUUUCCGAGGCCAUUAAGAAAAAUCAAUACUUUAUUAUGGAUAGGUUAAGAAAGUAAUAUUUGGGUCUUCUUGAUUCUUAAGCAUUUAGUGAAUUUUUAGAUUUUUUUUAUUAUGUUGUGUUGUUUUUUUUACCUGCACUUGAACAUAAGUGCAGGUAAAAAUUGGAUGCCUUGAGAAGAGUUGAAUGGAAUACAAUUGAUUGUGUUUGAUUCAGUGAGUGUAUCAAUGAAAUUUUUUUUUAAAGUUCAAAAGAAAGUUUGUAUUAUAUUGUUUGAAUUAAUUAAAUUGACUCAGAAAGUGUAUAAAUACUUA